UUCAGUCAGAGAAAAAAAACAAAGACUUUCUGUCUUGCUCGAGUGAUACAUGCUGAUCUACUUGUAACGACCGUCACCGUACACGCCCAGUGUAGUCGAACAACGAAGUAAAUAAAAAACAUUAACUAUGAGAUUAUUCUGAUAGUUUAUUGAAGUUUUUGUUUAGUUUUAUCAUUUCAUUAACGAUAUAUCGCGGAGGAUGUCUGUGAGUGCUAGCGCUGAGAACCUUUCAACUGACGCGCAGAGUUGCGAUGGAGGCUCUAUGUGCUUGGAACUGGCGCUGGAGGGCGAGCGGCUGUGCAAGGCUGGCGACUGCCGCGCUGGCGUGGCCUUCUUCCAGGCCGCCAUCCAGGCCGGCACCGACGACCUACGGACCCUGAGCGCCAUAUACAGCCAACUUGGAAAUGCUUACUUCUAUCUUGGAGACUACAACAUGGCUAUGCAGUACCAUAAACAUGACUUAACAUUAGCUAGGACCAUGAAUGACAAAUUAGGAGAAGCAAAAGCAUCGGGAAAUUUAGGCAACACAUUAAAAGUUAUGGGCAAAUUUGCUGAAGCAAUCCAGUGUUGCAAGAGGCACCUCGAGAUAUCCCGUGCGCUUGGUGACAAGCUGAGCGAGGGCCGCGCUCUCUACAACCUGGGCAACGUCUACCACGCGCAGGGCAAGCAGCUCGGCCGCGUCGGACAGAACGACCCCGGCCACUUCCCCCAGGAAGUCCGGGAAUGUCUUAUGCAGGCUGUUACAUAUUACGAGGAAAACUUGGAGCUGAUGCGCAGUCUGGGCGACCGUGCGGCAAUGGGUCGCGCUUGUGGCAACCUGGGCAAUACGUGCUACCUGCUGGGUGACUUCGCGCGAGCCAUCCGCUAUCACACGGAGCGGCUGCAAAUCGCCCGCGAGUUUGGCGACAAAGCGGCCGAGAGGCGCGCCAACAGCAACCUCGGCAAUUCACACAUCUUUCUUGGACAGUUCGAAAACGCAGCUGAACAUUACAAACGCACGCUGUCCCUUGCGGAGGAGCUGGGCGAUGCGGCUGUGGAGGCCCAGGCUUGCUACUCGCUGGGCAACACGUACACGCUGCUGCGCGAGUACCGUGCGGCUGAAGACUACCACGCGAGGCACCUGGCCGCCGCCCGCGCGCUCCGCGACCGCGUCGGCGAAGCCCGCGCCUGCUGGUCGCUAGGCAACGCCCACGCAGCACUCGGCAACCAUGAGAAAGCACUCUACUUUGCUAACGAACAUUACAAUAUAUCUAAAGAACUCGGAGACGUGCUCGGGAUGGCGACCGCCCAGAUGAACAUCAGCGACCUGCGGAAAGUUCUGGGCAUGCCGGUCGAAGCGGACUCCCCGCCGGCACCCGCUUCGGACGACGACCACGCCCCCCGCACUCCCUUCAACGCGCUGCGGGUGAGGCGACAGAGCAUGGAGCAAUUGUCGCUUAUACAGAUUACCCCGGACGCGAAGAAACGGGAAGAGGAAGAAGCGGCUCAGAAGAAGCCUGAGGUGGUGCGUACCGAAUCUGAGGACAACCCUGAGUCGUUCUUUGACCUGGUGAUCCGGUGCCAGUCGGGGCGGAUGGACGAGCAGCGCGCCACACUCGCUGGUAACAAAGAGAACCGGCCCAAGCCGAAGCCCGCCGCGAGUAAGCUACAGCGCUCAGCCAGCAGCGGCAACGGCAAGCCUGCAGGGUCAAACGAGGCCAUGCUUGACAUGAUCACCGACAUGCAGUCGGAGCGCAUCGAUUCGCAGCGCGCCGAACUGCAGCCCGCCAAGAAGCCAGCCAAAGAGACCAAGGGCGCCUCGCUGCCCGGCCUGCGCCACCAGCAUACCACCAGCACCAAGCCCGAAGACGACUUCUUAGAGAUGAUUGCGCGCGUACAGGGUUCCCGGCUGGAAGAUCAACGUUCGGAAUUGCCACGUCCGAAACCAGACGAGGGCCCAAAAACUGUCCCCGAUGAUGACUUUUUCGCUCUGUUGAUGCGGGCCCAGGCCGGCCGCAUGGAGGAUCAACGGGCUACCAUCCCGUUGCAGGAUACUCGUGCCAACAAAGGUGCUUCUAACGCCAAGAAGUAAGCUCGCGUGUUUUUUCCGUGUUGUCUAGAUGUUUCCUUGGAUAUAGUUCCCCCGUCACCUGAAUGCCUCAUUCUGAUAUUUUAUUUUUCCUUCAAGAUAAGUUGUCACGCACAAUUUACGAUGUCUUUUAUUUUUACGUAAAGAUAAUUUAGGUAUGAUAAGUAUAUAUUUUCGGCCUAACAUAAUAGUGCUAACCCAUGAGUACACUAGCGUAAGAAAACCUCUGAGGGUGCGGUAACAUCGCAAGACGUGCACGGGCGAGCGUCGCGAGAGAGGCCGGCGUCAUCUCUCGACUCCGCCUUUUAGUUAGGACUGCAUAUCAUUCUUUUACGUAACAAAUAAUAAAUGAAAAUAAUAUUUACUUUUAGCUAUUUAAGACAUAGGUAUUAACGGUCUAAUGUGAAUUAUAUUUCAAAAAAAAGCCCACUAUUUGAAAUCAAUAUAAAACAUUAACAUUAUUUGUGAUGUUUUUUUUUAAUUGUAAAAUAUAUAUUAUAUAAAUAUUUUAAUUAUGUACUGGUCAAGAACACGCGGCGCCUGUCCGCAUUCCGCGAGUGGGCUUUAGACUGAGGCUAAUUUUUAUUCAUUUGUUCGUCGCUAAACAUUUUACUUUGCUACGAAAGUGCCUGACUUUCCAUUCCGUUGUUAUUUAUGUUGUCGAAUUGAAACAAGUAUCUGAUUCGAUCCAGAAUAUUAUAUCCCACCAUACCUAAGUUGUGCUUUGAAUGUUUUGUACUCAGCAUAAAUUUAGUUAAUCUCUUAGUGUAUAUUAUGUUGAUAUUGGUCUCCCUUCCCUAUUUAAGUGAUCUUUUGGUAGUUCAAGAUGUUUAAAGAUCCAUCACCUUUUACUAGUUAAUAAUUUUGUAUUAUUUAUUUUUCUAUACUGUGUACACUGAUUUUAAAUUAUAUAUUAUAGAAUAAUUCUUAUUAUUUACUUAACAAUAUUUCAAAGCAAUAUAUUGAAAAUUUUUUUAGGCUUUUACAUAUCCUAAUGAUGCAUUUCAUAAAUUUCCAUUUUAUAUACGAUUUUUUCUUUUUAAUCAAUUAGCUUAUGAGUUGGUUAUAUGUCAAUGUAUUUUAAACGACCAUUGCAAUAAGUAGGUACAAUCUUUACAUAGUGUGUUAAAAAAUGUACACUGUUCACUGAAUGUACGUUAAUAGUUGUCAUUCACAUCUGCGCUAUUUGUAAAGAUAAAAAUGUAUAAAAAGAUAAUUGAACUCAAUUUGACUGUAUUUAUUUGUGUAUUAUAGUAAAAUGUUGUUCAUUCCAAAUGCAUUGUUAUCAAAUGUUGUUUUGUUAUUUAAAUAAAGGCACAUCGAAGUAUUACCGUCUCAAUCCGUAUAUUUUGUAUCUUUAAAGGCUGAUCGGUGCAACACCCCUAUCCCAUGUGUCUAAGUGUCAAAUUAAAUGUAAUCAAAAUAAAUAAAACGUUCAAUUCAUAGCGUAUCAUGUCUGCCACGAUCACAUAUACAAUUGCGUUGUCUCAUGCUUAGGGACUACUAGACGAUCAAAUAAUUUCAAUGGUUAAAAUUUGUCGAAAAUGUUAAAUUAACCAAAAAGCUUUAACUACUUUAGUGUACAUUAGUGUGAAAACCGACUUCAGAUCGAUAUAGUCGACAUUAAAAUUUUAAUCCCCAUUUAAUUUGGUUUAUGAGGGACCAUCCGUGAAGUUUGUUCGCAUUGGGGGCGAAAAUUUCGAAUAGAAUGUAAAAAAAAAACGAGGCAUUACGAAUCUCUUUUUGUGAAGUCGAAAAACGUUAUAAACACCCAAAAAAGAUAAAAUUUUAUUCAAUGAACAAUGAAUUUGUAACCAAUAAAGGUUCUAAUUAUGAAUUAAAAAGAAUGUAAAACUACGUAUAAGUGAUUGUUAUAUGAAUUAGGCCAAUAAAUGCCAAAUUACGCAUUGAACUGAC
Molecule: messenger RNA, 3985 nt
Organism: Trichoplusia ni (cabbage looper)
Lineage: Eukaryota; Metazoa; Arthropoda; Insecta; Lepidoptera; Noctuidae
Gene: pins
Product: G-protein-signaling modulator 2
Exons: 10
Coding region: 200-2071 (623 amino acids)
Molecular function (GO): GTPase regulator activity; identical protein binding
Source: RefSeq, a predicted model, not a curated record